AAGCCACCAAGUCACCACCACUCCAAUAAGAAGUGCAGGUAGCUAACCAUGGCCGCCUCUGCGUCCUGCAUUUCUCUAGUGGUGCUCGUGGCUCUGGCCACGGCGGCGGCGGGGCAGCUGUCGCCGACGUUCUACGAUACGUCGUGCCCCAGGGCUCUGGCCACCAUCAAGAGCGGCGUCAUGGCCGCCGUGAGCAGCGACCCUCGGAUGGGCGCGUCACUGCUCCGGCUGCACUUCCACGACUGCUUCGUCCAAGGCUGCGACGCGUCUGUUCUGCUGUCUGGCAUGGAACAAAACGCUAUCCCGAACGCGGGGUCGCUGAGGGGCUUCGGCGUCAUCGACAGCAUCAAGACGCAGAUCGAGGCCAUCUGCAAUCAGACCGUCUCUUGCGCUGACAUCCUCACCGUCGCCGCCCGCGACUCCGUCGUCGCUCUCGGGGGGCCAUCAUGGACCGUCCCUUUGGGGAGAAGAGAUUCCAUAGAUGCAAACGAGGCGGAGGCAAACAGCGACCUUCCAGGCUUUAAUUCUAGCCGCUCAGAGCUCGAGGCGGCAUUCCUCAGGAAGGGCGGCCUCAAUACGGUCGACAUGGUGGCCCUAUCGGGCGCGCACACCAUCGGCCAGGCGCAGUGCUCAACCUUCCGGGCUCGGAUCUACGGCGGUGACACCAACAUCAACGCGGCCUAUGCGGCGUCGCUUAGGGCCAACUGCCCCCAAACAGUCGGCUCCGGUGACGGCAGCCUGGCGAACCUGGACACGACGACUCCCAACGCGUUCGACAACGCCUACUACACCAACCUCAUGUCACAGAGGGGGCUCCUGCACUCGGACCAGGUGCUGUUCAACAACGACACCACUGACAACACUGUCCGGAACUUCGCUUCGAACCCAGCGGCGUUCAGCAACGCCUUCACGACGGCCAUGAUCAAGAUGGGCAACAUCGCGCCGAAGACCGGGACGCAGGGCCAGAUCAGGCUCAGCUGCUCCAGGGUGAACUCAUAAUUGACAAACGAGUUACUGCCUACUAGUCAGCAGCACACGUGAAUGAAUAAGGCCACAGAACCAGUGGCCAAUAUAAAUACCAGCUCUUUGGAAACUUGUAUUUUAUGUACGAGCAGCAGCAAAUCAUGCAUGCAUGUACAUAUAUAUGUAAGGAUCACAUUCCCACUUUCUCAUGCAAAGGCAUGGAGAAUUGUUAUCGAUCCUACUUAUACUA
Molecule: messenger RNA, 1213 nt
Organism: Triticum dicoccoides
Lineage: Eukaryota; Viridiplantae; Streptophyta; Magnoliopsida; Poales; Poaceae
Product: peroxidase 1
Exons: 3
Coding region: 49-999 (316 amino acids)
Biological process (GO): response to oxidative stress; hydrogen peroxide catabolic process
Molecular function (GO): peroxidase activity; heme binding
Source: RefSeq, a predicted model, not a curated record